Molecule: messenger RNA, 3705 nt
Organism: Frieseomelitta varia
Lineage: Eukaryota; Metazoa; Arthropoda; Insecta; Hymenoptera; Apidae
Gene: rb
Product: AP-3 complex subunit beta-2
Exons: 10
Coding region: 377-3529 (1050 amino acids)
Biological process (GO): intracellular protein transport; vesicle-mediated transport
Cellular component (GO): membrane coat; AP-3 adaptor complex
Source: RefSeq, a predicted model, not a curated record
UUGGUAACUUAUUUGCAACGUGUGUGGCUUCGCCAACAAUUUCGCCCUUUCACUCGUUAUUUUUGGAAAUGCUGCAGUUAUUAACUUGUAUUUUUUAUUCUUACCAAAUAAAAUGAACGAAACGAAUGUAUUUAUAAGAAAUUAACGAAAAAAACAGAUUCACGUAUUAAGCUUUGUUUUUGGAGUUUUUCGUUCAAGACAUUUCGACACAUAAAACAGAAUUUCUCUGAAAAAAUGGAUCUGACUCAAAUCUAAACAGAUAUAUUUGUUAAUGCCUAUUGAAAGCAUUUUUGUAUAACCGCGUAUAUUGGAGUGAAGUUUGCGUGAUUGAUACAAGAAAGAGAAAUUACUUUGGUUUAAUUGAAACUGAGAUAAAAUGUUGACUGCUGCUGCGAAUUCCUUAUCGAAUAACGGAGGCUCGUACAGCAAUGACAGACCAUCUAGCACAGCAGAUCCAGAAUUUGCAACUGAUCCUGCCUCGGGUGGAUUUUUUCACUCUGAUUAUAAAAAACAUGAAGACUUGAAACAAAUGUUGGAUAGCAAUAAGGAUGGACUUAAGUUAGAGGCUAUGAAACGUAUAAUUGGGAUGAUAGCAAAAGGAAGAGAUGCAUCAGAAUUAUUUCCAGCUGUAGUAAAAAAUGUUGUAUCAAAGAAUAUAGAAGUGAAGAAAUUAGUUUAUGUUUAUUUGGUGCGUUAUGCCGAAGAUCAACAAGAUCUUGCACUUUUAUCUAUUUCUACAUUUCAACGAGCAUUAAAAGAUCCUAAUCAAUUAAUAAGAGCCAGUGCUUUAAGAGUACUUUCAAGUAUACGAGUUUCUAUGAUAGUGCCUAUAGUAAUGCUUGCUAUCAAAGAUUCAGCCAGUGAUAUGUCACCAUAUGUUAGAAAAACUGCAGCACAUGCAAUUCCUAAACUUUAUUCACUAGAUUCUGAGCAAAAGGAAGAAUUAAUAGGCGUUUUAGAAAAAUUAUUAUCAGAUAAAACAACUCUUGUUGUGGGUUCUGCAGUAAUGGCAUUUGAAGAUGUUUGUCCUGAAAGAAUAGAUUUGAUACACAAAAAUUAUAGGAAGCUCUGUAAUUUAUUAGUAGAUGUGGAUGAAUGGGGACAAGUCGUCAUAGUCAACAUGCUUACAAGAUAUGCAAGAACACAAUUCGUUAAUCCUAAUGUAGAUAACAUAGAAGAUGAUGAAAAUCGUCCGUUUUAUGAUUCUGAUUCUGAUUCGUCUAAUACAAAAAAAUCAAAAUUGACAAUAGAUUCAGAUCAUCGAUUAUUAUUGCGAAAUACAAAACCUCUUUUACAAAGCAGAAAUGCUUCUGUUGUAAUGGCAGUAUCUCAGUUAUAUCAUCACACUGCACCACGAAGUGAAGUAAUGAUUGCUGCCAAAGCAUUAAUCAGAUUAUUAAGAGGACACAGGGAAGUUCAAAGCAUAGUUCUUCACUGCAUUGCUAGCAUAUCAAUUGCCAGAAAGGGAAUGUUUGAACCUUUUCUUAAGUCAUUCUUUGUAAGAACUUCAGAUCCUACUCAUAUAAAACUUUUGAAAUUAGAUAUUUUGACCAAUUUAGCAACUGAAACAAGUAUUGGAGUUAUAUUAAGGGAAUUCCAAACUUAUAUUUCUAGUAGUGAUAAAGAAUUUGUUGGAGCUAGUAUACAAGCAAUUGGGAGAUGUGCAAGUAAUAUAAAAGAAGUGACUGAUACAUGUUUGAAUGGAUUAGUUUCAUUAUUGAGUAAUCGAGAUGAGGCUGUUGUAGCAGAAAGUGUUGUUGUUAUAAAGAAGUUAUUACAAACUCAACCGAACGAACAUAAAAAUAUAAUUGCUCAUAUGGCAAAAUUAAUGGAUUUCAUAACUAUACCACAAGCCAGAGCAUCGAUCUUGUGGCUCUUAGGAGAAUAUUCAGAUAGAGUACCUAAAAUAGCACCAGAUGUGCUUAGAAAAAUGGCUAAAAAUUUUGUAAACGAACAAGAUAUUGUGAAGCUUCAAAUUUUAAAUUUAGCUGUAAAACUAUGUCUAAAUAAUCCCAUUCAAACCAAGCCAUUUUGUCAAUACGUUUUUCAGCUUGCAAAAUACGAUCAGAACUACGAUAUUAGAGAUCGUGCACGUUUUUUGAGACGUUUCAUUUUUGAUGAGGAUGGUCAUACGAAAAAACUUCCACAGCUUGCGAAAAGAAUAUUUUUAGCACCAAAACCUGCACCAACUCUAACAUCCAGGUUUAAAAAUUCUGAAUAUCAGUUAGGGACAUUGUCACAUUAUUUGGAUAUGCCAUGUGCUGGUUACCGUCCUUUGCCAUCUUUCCCUGAUGUAGCUCCCGAACCAUCAGUAAGGGAUGUUGCAAGCGGCACUACUAGAAAUGCAAGAGAUGAAUAUUACAGGAAAGAUAAGAAAGACAAAAAGGGAAAAGAAAAAGAGAAGCCUUUCUAUAGUGAUGAAGAAAGUGUUCAAGCAGAUGAAUUAAAUAAUGAAAAUGAAUCUUCAGAUACUUCAACAAGUGAUUCUUCAGAUGAUGAAAGUGACUCGUCUGAGUAUAUAUCAGAAUCUGAAAAAUCUGAAACCGAUGAAAAUGAAAAAAAGAAAUCUACUAAAGUAUCUGACGAGUCAAACAGUGAGUCUGAAAGUGAAGAAUCAGAUUCUGAAGAAUCAUCCGAAAAUUCUCAGGAAAGUGAAGAAGGAAAUUACAAGACUUCAAAUCAAGAAGCAGUAGAAAAACCAAAAAGCAACAUUGAUCUCCUUUUAGACUUAGAUGAUGUGAUUCCAAUGACGCCAGUUAUGCCAUUAAGCACAGGUGGUCUUUUUACUCCUAUCAAUUUGAAUAUUACAAAUGAUGUCAGAGAAGUUUCUGCUUCGUUUAUUCCCAUAAAGAAAUCUGAAUUAUUAAGUAGUAUUAUGGGUCAUGGUUUAAAAAUUGAAUACAGAUUUACUAGGUCGCAGCACUUAGUAAGUGCUUAUUUAGUUACUAUUGAAUUAACAUUUUCAAACGAAGGUAGCGAACCUGUUAAAGAAAUACAAGUUGGAGUAAAGAAUUUACCAAAAGGAAUGCUGAUACAUGAUUUCACACAAAUACCACUAUUAGAAAAAAAUUCAGAAUUAUCCACUACAUUGGGAAUCAAUUUUAACGAUUCCACACAACCAGCAAAUUUUAAUAUUGAUUUCAUAAUUGGAGAGGACACGCAUUCCUGUUCAGUUAUUAUCAAAGCUCCAAUUGGAGAAAUAAUAAGAGCCGUGCUAUUGUCAGAAAGUAUGUUUACAACUGAAAAAACCAAAUUAAAAGGUAUGAAUGAACAUGUUGCAAAAGUGCAAUAUUCUGGAAAUAAAAAAGUUAUUUCCCAAAAAGUUUUCGAGACUGCAAAUGUUGCAAUAGUAUCUAGCAAUGAUGAUGAACUCAGGUUUGCCGCCCAUACUUUAGCAUCAAAGUCUUUGGUAUUAGUGACAAUAAAAAUGAUAGGUAAUGAAUGUUUGGAAAUCUGUGUUAAUUGUGAAAAGAUGGUAAUAGGUUCUAUCUUGUUAAAUGAAUUAAAAAGUAAUUUAAAGAUGAACUAAAUAUUUUCUACUUAUAGUCAUAAAUUAAAUAUACACCGAAUCUAUUUACAAUACUUGUAUAAAAUAAAUAUAAGACUCUUACAAUGGUUAAGUGCAUAUAUGUUUAAUUCCGCAUGAAUAUACACUAAUUAAAUAUAAAAAUUUAAAUACAAUAUAUUUGUUAUGAGAUCAUUAAA